AUGGUUUUCAGUGGCGUUCGCUUUGGUUGCGCCGUUUUUGCCCUCUCUGCCUCGUCUUUUGUGGGCUUUUCGUUGCUCAGACCGUUUUCUUUUACGACAACUACUGACGAACCUAAACCUUGUCAAAAUCAAAUUCUUUGGAAUCACCAAUGGGACAACUCGGAUAAUGGUGAUAGAAGUCGCUUGAAACUCAUUAUUCUUGUUCGUCAUGGCCAAUAUGAUGUUAAAGCCCCUUCUUCAGGUGAAAAGGUUCUCACACCCCUUGGCUGGAAGCAAGCUAUCGCGACUGGAAAUAGAUUGCGGGAGCUCGGUUAUAAAAUAGAUUGCAUUGUCCAUUCUAAUUUGAUACGUGCGCGGCAAACGACAGCUGGCAUUCUUUCACAACUUGAUCAGGUUCAAAUUUCCGAUACUGGGAUACUUGAGUUAACUGAAAAUAGCUCCAGUUCUAAUUGCGAUAAUGAUGAUGAUGCGCCUGUUCGACCAUCUCCACUCUUCUCGAAAAGCUACCCUCUUCUCGAAUCCCCGCUUUUGGCCGAGGGCCCUCCUCCUGUUGAGCCCGAACCUUGUUCUUCCUCACGGAAAAAGUACGUCGAGAGUUUAAGUGGUUCAGAAUUAGCUGAGAGAAUUGAGAUGCAAAAUCAGAUCUACUCAAGUUUCCAAUAUCACAUACAUCGUCGAUCUAUCAACGAGUAUCUUCCACCGGCUUUCCAUGUAAAACAACCAGUUGAAGUAAUUCUUUUCGUGGGGCACGCCAAUGUCUUCCGCUACUGGCUGUGUCGAGCUCUCCAGUUACCUCCGGAGGCUUGGUUGCGAAUAUCCCUUCCCCAUGGAAGUAUUACAGAGUUGCUCGUGGAAGCCUCUGCAGAAAAAAAGACUUGUACUGUGGUUGCCCUGAGGAUUGGUGAUGAUGGGCAUAUGCCGAUUGAAUUGAUAUCCCGUUAA
Molecule: messenger RNA, 942 nt
Organism: Rodentolepis nana
Lineage: Eukaryota; Metazoa; Platyhelminthes; Cestoda; Cyclophyllidea; Hymenolepididae
Source: the annotation of a GenBank genome assembly